Messenger RNA from Peronospora belbahrii, 672 nucleotides. The record is from the annotation of a GenBank genome assembly. NCBI's taxonomy places the organism in Eukaryota, Oomycota, Peronosporomycetes, Peronosporales, Peronosporaceae.
AUGGAUCAAACACUCGACUCCAAACUCGAACUUUUCGACUUUGAUUGCAACUUGACACACAAAGAUCUUUGCCAUAAUGUCAAAGCGUUAAUCCAACAAGCAAGAGCUGUUGGGGUCAUGGAAAUGGUCAUACCUGGAGCUACAAUUGAAGAGUCACAACAAGCUAUUGAACUCUGUAGACAAUAUCCAACUCAAUUAUUUCCAACGGCUGGAGGGGAAUGUGGAUUAGACUACUCACUGAGUUUUCCAGCACCAGAGGUCCAGAAAAAAUGGUUUGCUGAACAACUGGCAAUGGCCUGUGCGUUGAAAAAGCCACUUUUCUUACACGAACGACUUGCACAUGACGAUUUUAUCCAAUUGAUUGAUGAAGCUAUUAUGAAUUUUGAUGGAUAUUUUCCACCAGCAGUUGUCCAUUGUUUUACAGGGAAUGAAGACGAACUGAAGGCGUACAUUGCACGUGGCGACAACUGGUAUAUUGGCGUCACGGGUUUUAUUUGCAAGAAACAAGGAGCGGCACUGAAACAAAUGGUUAAACAUGUGCCUCGACAUCGACUCGUUCUUGAGACAGACGCACCGUAUAUGGGAUUUCCCAAUUGUCGACGUGCUGAGUCAAGUGAAAAGGAAAUUGCACGGAUCACAAGAGCAAACGCACGCCGCUUUCUACGUCUAUAA